Messenger RNA from Asparagus officinalis (garden asparagus), 870 nucleotides. RefSeq names its product nuclear transport factor 2-like. Gene Ontology annotation, cellular component: nuclear pore central transport channel. The record is from RefSeq and is a predicted model, not a curated record. Bases 198 to 584 code for a protein of 128 amino acids. NCBI's taxonomy places the organism in Eukaryota, Viridiplantae, Streptophyta, Magnoliopsida, Asparagales, Asparagaceae. Gene Ontology annotation, biological process: nucleocytoplasmic transport. The transcript is spliced from 2 exons.
AAAAUUAACAUGCAAAAGUAAUUAAAGAGCAAAGAAUCCGUAUGCUUCCUCCUUUAUCGAUUGCUUAAUGGUGUAAACCUCUCCCAUUAAUCACAGCUCUAUAUUGCUCCCAACGUGAGAACAUAACAACAUCAAUAUUUGCACCAAAAAUCAACAAAUUAAGAAAACAAAGAGAGAUCUAGAGAGAGAGAAAGAGAAUGGACAAAGGAGAGCAACAAUUUGAGAUGGUAGCCAAAGCCUUUGUAGAUCACUACUACCUCUUAUUUGACACAAAUCGUGUUGAACUCUCCUCUCUGUAUAACCAAACCUCCAUGCUCUCGUUCGAGGGCCAAAAGAUUCAGGGGGCUGAAGAGAUCGGGAUGAAGCUCUCUCAGCUCCCGUUCGAUCAAUGUCGGCAUGCGAUCUCGACCAUUGAUUGUCAGCCGUCGCCGCUUGCUGGUGGAAUUCUUGUUUUUGUUAGUGGAAACCUCCAGCUGCCCGGGGAGGAGCACCAUCUCAAGUUCAGCCAGAUGUUUCAGUUGAUUCCAACACAGCAAGGGAGCUUUUUUGUGCAGAAUGACAUAUUCCGGCUGAACUAUGGUUAAAGCUUAAGCAUGGGAUUUGGAAUGAUCUUGAAAGGAAUAUUUUAACUGAGACAAAGAUGGAAGUUGAUCCAAGAAAUCUAAGGGGGCAGUAGCCUGUUUUGUUUUGUUUUUCCGUUUUCCGUUUUUCGUUUUUUUUGUGGGGUCUAAUCAUUGUUGUUCUGAGAAAUAAAGAACUCUAUUAUUGUUGGUUUCUUAAAAUUUGGUGGUUUGUAAACUUGACGCUGAUUGUUACAGCUGUUAUUAUUGUUAUUAUUAUUCUUGAAAUGUCAUUACUAGUGUUAUUGAA